UGGGUAGAAGACGGCGAGCUCUGCUUCGGCGCCAUUUUGUGGUGCUUGACAGAAACCGUGGCGGUUGUUGUUGCGGCUCCUACGGUAGCAGGACGGUCCUUCUCCCUUUCCCCCUUCCCGAUUGACGUCUUAGCUUAUUUUAGAACCAGUAAAAUCAACAAUUGAAGGCAAGCUAUGGGUUCAGACAAACGUGUGAGCAGAACUGAACGGAGUGGAAGAUACGGCUCUAUCAUAGAUCGGGAUGACCGGGACGACCGGGAUUCCAGAAGCCGACGACGGGAUUCUGACUAUAAAAGAUCUAGUGAGGAACGCAGAAGUGACAGAUAUGAUGAUUAUCGAGAUUAUGAUGGCAGAGAUUAUGAUGGUAGAGAUUAUGAUGGCAGAGAUUAUGACAGCCCUGAGAGGGAACGUGAACGGCGUAAUAGCGACAAAUCAGAAGAUGGGUAUCAUUCUGAUGGAGACUAUGGAGAACAUGACUAUAGAAAUGACAUUAAUGAUGAGAAAGAAAGCAAGACGAUCAUGUUGCGUGGGCUCCCUAUUACUGUUACAGACUAUGAUAUUCGAGAGAUCAUUGAAUCCUGUGAAGGCCCUCGGCCUGCAGAUGUGAGGCUGAUGAAGAGAAAGACAGGUGUAAGCCGUGGUUUCGCCUUCGUGGAGUUUUAUCACUUUCAAGAUGCUACCAGCUGGAUGGAAGCCAAUCAGAAAAAACUGUUGAUUCAAGGGAAACAAAUUGCGAUGCACUACAGCAAUCCAAGGCCUAAAUUUGAAGACUGGCUUUGUAACAAGUGCUGCCUUUACAACUUCAGGAGGCGACUAAAAUGCUUCCGUUGUGGAGCAGAUAAAUUUGAUUCAGAGCAGGAGGUACCACCUGGAGGACCAGAGGCUGUUCAGUCUGUGGACUACUACUGUGAUACUCUUAUUCUCAGAAACAUAGCUCCACACACAGUAGUGGAAUCGAUCAUGACAGCUCUCUCACCAUAUGCUUCUCUGGCAGUAAAUAACAUUCGGCUUAUUAAAGACAAACAGACCCAGCAGAAUAGAGGCUUUGCUUUUGUACAGUUGUCUUCGGCAAUGGAUGCUUCUCAGUUGUUGCAGAUUUUGCAGAGUCUUCAGCCACCUCUGAAAAUAGAUGGCAAAACAAUUGGUGUGGAUUUUGCAAAGAGUGCUAGGAAGGAUUUGCUUCUCCCAGAUGGCAAUCGUGUCAGUGCUUUCUCUGUUGCUAGUACAGCAAUUGCUGCAGCCCAAUGGUCAUCAACCCAGCCUCAGAGUGGAGAAGGUGGCGCAGUUGAUUUCAACUACCUUCAAUUAGGACAGGAUGGCUACACCCAGUACACUCAGUGUUCACAGGAUUAUCAGCAGUUUUACCAGAAUCAAGCAGGAGCAUUGGAUACAGAUACAGCUACAAUAUCAGGUGCUCCAGUUACAACUGCUACUACAGCAGCUGUUGUUUCCCAGAGUCCUCAGUUGUAUAAUCAACAGAGCAACUCACCUGAUUCUCCGACACAGGCAGCCCUGCCAUGCACUAGUUCCCAACUACAACCAUCUUCUUCAACUGGGAUAGUCCCUGGCACCAAAUAUGCUAUUCCAGAUACUUCUACAUAUCAAUAUGAUGAAUCAUCAGGUUUCUAUUAUGAUCCUGUGACAGGGCUCUAUUAUGAUCCGAACUCCCAGUACUACUACAAUGCAAUAACACAACAGUAUCUUUACUGGGAUGGUGAGAAAGAAACCUACAUGCCUGCAGCAGAGGGCACAACAUAUCAACAAAGUAAUGCAUCUUCCACCAAAGAAGGGAAAGAAAAGAAAGAGAAACCCAAGAGUAAAACUGCACAGCAGAUUGCUAAAGACAUGGAACGUUGGGCUAAGAGCCUAAACAAACAGAAGGAGAACUUCAAGAAUAGCUUCCAGCCUCUGAAUGCAAGGGAGGAAGAAAGAAGAGAAUCUGCAGCAGCAGAUGCUGGUUUUGCUCUGUUUGAGAAAAAGGGCACCUUGUCUGAGAGACAGCAGAUAAUGACAGAAGUGAUAAAGAAUGGUGAUGAUGAUAACCCACUGAAACGUGGAUUGGUGGCUGCUUACAGUGGGGACAGUGAUAAUGAAGAGGAUUUCUUGGAAAGACUGGAGAAUGAGGAAGAAAAGUUAACAGAUUGGAAAAAGUUGGCCUGUUUAUUAUGUAGAAGACAGUUUCCAAAUAAAGAAGCUCUAGUCAGGCACCAGCAGCUCUCUGACCUGCACAAGCAAAACAUGGACAUCUAUAGAAGAUCUAGACUAUCGGAACAAGAACUUGAAGCCUUGGAAAUGCGUGAGAGAGAGAUGAAAUAUAGAGACAGAGCGGCUGAAAGACGUGAGAAGUAUGGGAUACCAGAGCCACCUGAACCAAAGCGGAAAAAAGUGUUUGAUGCAAGCACUGUGAAUUACGAGCAACCCACUAAGGAUGGCAUUGACCACAGCAAUAUUGGCAAUAAAAUGCUUCAGGCCAUGGGGUGGAGGGAAGGUUCAGGAUUAGGAAGGAAAUGUCAAGGCAUAACAGCUCCCAUUGAGGCUCAAGUGAGAAUGAGGGGAGCUGGCCUAGGAGCAAAAGGUAGUUCUUAUGGUGUCUCAACAGCAGACUCAUACAAAGAUGCAGUGCGGAAAGCUAUGUUUGCCCGAUUCACUGAAAUGGAAUAAGCUCUGUCCAUCUUGGAAUCAUAAAAGGCAUGAAACAUUUAACUCUUCUCCCAAAAUAACUGUUAAAACCCUUAUGGCCUUGGAGGCAGUGUAGUGUUUUAGUUAUGGCUUGAGGUUAACCACUUCUAUUCCAGGUUUUCCUUUCCUUCCAGCGUGUAAUGGUUUCCAUGAUGGAUCAUAGAACGCAGAGCAUCACAGCUUCAUGUUGGAAGAACCAUAACUAGAUAAAAAGGGGGGUGCUGCAUCUUUAUACAUAUUUGUAUAUAGUGUAAAUUAAUGUGUUGUGUUCAGAGGUUUGCGUAGUCUAAAAGCCACUCCUGUCCUGUGGAUCAGUUGAGGAAGUGUUAAGAUGAUUUGACACUGCUGUAUCUGCUGACUUUGUAUUGUUUCUCAUUUUUGGCAAAACUUUCCUGUACAUUUUGUAAGAUAACUAUUUGUAUAGAUUUUUUUGAAGAUUUUGAUUCUAGAUGCCAGUCCAGGCUUCUUUCAAAACGAAAUAAAACCUAAACCAAA
Elgaria multicarinata webbii is the source of this 3174-nucleotide messenger RNA. It is a transcript of the gene RBM5, whose product is annotated as RNA binding motif protein 5. The transcript has 25 exons. The record is from RefSeq and is a predicted model, not a curated record. Gene Ontology annotation, biological process: mRNA splicing, via spliceosome. Gene Ontology annotation, cellular component: nucleus. Bases 175 to 2661 code for a protein of 828 amino acids. Gene Ontology annotation, molecular function: RNA binding. NCBI's taxonomy places the organism in Eukaryota, Metazoa, Chordata, Lepidosauria, Squamata, Anguidae.